This is a messenger RNA of Loxodonta africana (African savanna elephant), 4533 nucleotides long. RefSeq names its product pleckstrin and Sec7 domain containing 2 (gene PSD2). Bases 112 to 2451 code for a protein of 779 amino acids. Gene Ontology annotation, molecular function: phospholipid binding; guanyl-nucleotide exchange factor activity; protein binding. The record is from RefSeq and is a predicted model, not a curated record. The transcript has 14 exons. Gene Ontology annotation, biological process: regulation of ARF protein signal transduction. NCBI's taxonomy places the organism in Eukaryota, Metazoa, Chordata, Mammalia, Proboscidea, Elephantidae.
UUUAGGCCUCCCAGGCCCCUGCCCUGUCUGACUGACCCCUUCAUCUCUCCAUCUGCUGCCAGGUCCAGUGGAGUCCCAGGAGCAGCCAGGACGGGUGGACGUGUAGUUGCCAUGGAUGAGGAGAAGCUCCCUUCUGCACUGCCUGGGGAAGGUGCUGCUGUCUGGGACCCCAGCCUGGAGCCUGAGGCCAAAGGAUCUUUUGAGGAGGAGCCCAGGGUCCAGAAUGGAUUGGCAGCUGGUGAGGGCCUGAACAGCUGCCACAACAGCCCAAAGCAUGAGAUGAGAAGUACCCCGGUGGGCACUGAGAAGCCCAAAAAGUGCCCAGACAUGGCCCUCCAUGGCCUCAGCCUUGGCCUCUCCCUCUCCAAUGGCCUAACCCUGGGCUCAGACUCGAACAUUCUGGAAGAUGCAGUGGACUCCAGGCCCUGGAGGGCUGGUGGGCUGGCAGAGGGGGACAAUGCCUCCAGGAGUCUCUGCCCAGACACUGACUACCCUCAGCUAGGGCUGGGUGGCCCUGGGGAGCCAGAUGUGCGAGAUGGUUUCAGCGCCACAUUUGAGAAGAUUGUGGAGUCGGAGCUGCUGCGGGGCACCCAGUAUAGCAGCCUCGACUCCCUGGACGUGCUGAGCCUCACAGACGAGAGUGACAGCUGUGUCAGCUUCGAGGCCCCCCUCACGCCCCUCAUCCAGCAGCGGGCUCGUGAUAGCCCAGAGCCAGGGGCUGGGCUGGGCAUUGGGGACAUGGAGCCUGAGGGGGACAUGGGAGCAGCUGGUGGUGACGGGGAGCUGGGUAGCCCCCUGCGCCGUUCCAUCUCCAGCAGCCGCUCCGAGAAUGUCCUGAGCCACUUGUCUCUCCCAGUCAUGCCCAAUGGCUUCCAUGAGGAUGGACCUCAGGGUCCAGGUGGGGACGAGGAUGAUGAAGAGGACACAGACAAGUUGCUGAACUCAGCCAGUGACCCCAGCCUAAAGGACGGCCUGUCGGACUCAGACUCAGAGCUGAGCAGCUCAGAGGGCCUGGAGCCGGGCAGCACGGACCCACUGACCAAUGGGUGCCAGGGGGUCAGCGAAGCUGCUCGCCGGCUGGCACGCCGCCUCUACCACCUCGAGGGCUUCCAGCGCUGCGAUGUGGCCCGGCAGCUGGGCAAGAACAACGAGUUCAGCAGGCUGGUGGCUGGAGAGUACCUCAGUUUCUUCGACUUCUCGGGCCUGACUCUGGACCGAGCGCUCAGGGCCUUUCUGAAGGCCUUCCCACUGAUGGGGGAGACUCAGGAGCGAGAGCGAGUCCUGACACACUUCUCCCGCCGGUAUUGCCAGUGCAACCCCGAGGACAGCACCUCAGAAGAUGGGAUCCACACGCUCACCUGUGCCCUGAUGCUGCUCAACACGGACCUGCACGGACAUAAUAUUGGCAAAAAGAUGUCCUGCCAGCAAUUCAUUGCCAACUUGGACCGCCUGAAUGACGGGCAAGACUUUGCCAAAGACCUAUUGAAGACACUUUACAACUCCAUCAAGAAUGAGAAGCUGGAAUGGGCCAUUGAUGAGGACGAGCUGAGGAAAUCACUGUCUGAGCUGGUGGAUGACAAGUUUGGGACAGGCACAAAGAAGGUGACAAGGAUCCUGGAUGGUGGCAACCCCUUUCUGGAUGUCCCACAGGCUCUCAGCGCCACCACCUACAAGCAUGGUGUGCUGACCCGGAAGACUCACGCUGACAUGGAUGGCAAGAGGACGCCCCGAGGGAGGCGUGGCUGGAAGAAAUUCUACGCGGUGCUCAAAGGGACCAUCCUGUAUCUGCAGAAGGAUGAGUACAGGCCUGACAAGGCCCUGUCGGAGGGCGACUUGAAGAACGCCAUCCGUGUGCAUCAUGCUCUGGCCACCAGAGCCUCCGACUACAGCAAGAAGUCCAACGUGCUCAAGCUGAAGACGGCUGACUGGAGGGUCUUCCUUUUCCAGGCACCGAGCAAGGAAGAAAUGCUGUCCUGGAUCCUUAGGAUCAACCUGGUGGCUGCCAUCUUCUCGGCCCCUGCCUUCCCAGCUGCUGUCAGCUCCAUGAAGAAAUUCUGUCGGCCCUUGCUGCCCUCCUGCACCACUCGCCUCUGCCAGGAGGAGCAGCUGCGGUCUCAUGAGAAAAAGUUGAGGCAAGUGACUGCAGAGCUGGCUGAGCAUAGGUGUCACCCAGUCGAGCGCAGCAUCAAGUCCAAGGAGGCGGAGGAGUACCGGCUGAAGGAGCACUAUCUCGUGUUUGAGAAAAGCCGUUAUGAGACCUAUAUCUACCUCCUGGCUGUGAAAAUCAAAGUGGGCUCAGAUGACUUGGAGCGGAUUGAGGCCCGGCUGGCCACCCUGGAAGGGGAUGACCCUUCUCUCCGGAAGACACACUCUAGUCCUGCCCUCAGCCAGGGUCAUGGACCUGUGACCAGCAGCAAAGUUAUGAAGGAUGCCACUGGGCCUGACACUUAGCUGGCGUGAAUGAUCAGGCCCUGGAGGCAGACAAAUGCCUCCACAGGGGUCAGUGAGCACAAUUCCAGCCAGAAGCCUCUCAGACCAAGCCCCGGGCAGUUGACAGGCAGCCAGAGGGGUGUGGAGAGCCCUGUGGGCCAAGAGGCUGGAGAUGCCAUUCAUGGCGACGAUCUUCCAUGCUGGAGCAUCUCUGGGCCUUGAACUCUCUUUCCAGCCCUUGCUUCCCUCUCCACUGUGGAGCCUCAUUUUGUAGGCCAGUUACGUGCAUGCCCUAGACACCAUCUCACUGGAAAAGCUGGAAGGCCUCUUGUCUUCCCAGGCCCUCCUCUUCUCAUCAUUCCUCCCCUCUGUUUCUGAGGGCAGCUCUUGGCUCCAGGUCCUGGUUUGGACACCCACCCUUUCUCUGCCUCCUUCCUCUGAGAUGAUCAGCAGCGGGUCUGCAGACCACCAGCACCAUCGUCUCCUUUUCCUCCUCCUCUCGACUUCUGGAACCAUGCCCAGUCCUCCUGACUCCUCACUUCGCAAUAACCCAGGACCUGGGCCCGCCCCCUCUCAGCACCAAGUUGUUUCAACCCGUGUGUGUGUACACCUUCCAUGCCAUCCAUUGAGGCCACUACUGCUUUCUUUUUAUAUGGAUAUAAAUGUACAUAUAUAAGAAUUAUAUAUAUGAGGACCCCCUUUAAAGAUGGUUUUAGAACUGACAUCAGUUAACAAGAAUGAAAUAAGAUGAAGGAAACUCCGAUUUCCAAGGUCCGCCAAUUAACAAAUAGGCUGGCAUCUGGCCCCCAGUUGGCCCUGACACUCUGGAAGGGAAGGUGGAGAUGUUGGGACCUCCCCACAACCUGUUUUUCUCUCUUCUGGCUGACCUUUGACUUACACUGCUCUUACAGUCGAUGCUUUUGGAAUAAAUAGAGCGUGCGUGCUGCCCCAUCUGUCCCACAGGGGUCCUGGAGAGUGAAUGGAAUGGGACCAAGGCCCUGUUUAUAUUUUGGUCUUUAUGUUGGUGCUGCCAGGCCUCUGAGCUCCAGAGGGGGCAUCUUCUACAGACCUACUGCUACAGGAAUAGACACUCUGCCUUGCAGAUAGCCACUUGUCGACAAACCUAAAGAUGCCUGGAGGGGGAAGGUUAUAGAAGCCAUGAGCUCUUGGUCUUGAGAAAAGGCAGAAUGACAGUUUGCUCACUGUUAUUAGGUUGAUAUUUCUUUCACUCUUCUAGUGAAUCAGAAAUGCCUAGUUAAGAACAUGUUUGGGAAGAAUAGAAAAAUUUGCCAUGUGACGAUCACCCUAUUAAUUAGCAUCCUUUAAACCCUGUAUUUCUUUGACAAGUGGGUGGAGGGUGAUGGUACCCUCAAUACAACCACGAUGAGCAAAUCCUUUCUAUUUUUUAAAUAGAGAUUAUUGUAGUCGGUCCAGCAAUUUGACCUCAAUGUUAACAUAUUUAGUUAAUAAAAUAAGCUAACCUUGCAACUAAGUGUCCAACAUUUACAAGCCCACUCAGAUUUGAUGCAAGGGAUGUGAGUCCAUGGAGAGAGCUAGUGAUUUAAGUCCAGAUGACUUCACUUAUAAUCAGCUGAAGUGUGUUCUAUAUUCAAACCAUCUGGCCCCUUCGUUUUGCUCAGGGGAAGUAAAUGUUCAUUUAAAUGGAACUGAGAAAGCAAAUAUGGCAACAUAAAAGAGCUCUGGGUACUUUCUCCAUGCUGUCUCAAAGGUCCUUCACAUUUUGGGGUCAGUGUCCCACCCUCCGUUUCAUGACGGUGGUGAGAACAGAGGAGCAAGCUCCAGCAGCUGCGGACAAACACGCUUCCCCGAGCACUGGUUGUGCCUCCCAUUGGUAAAGAACAAUUUUAGCUCAUAUUCAUAAUGCGUAUACUUAUUUAUUUGUAAAUUAUAUACAUGUACUACUGUACUAAAAUACUAUGUACAUUAUAAAAAUACACAAAAAUAGAAAUUUAAAAAGGACGAGAUGAAAAUAAAUCUAAAUCAAAGUUCUAAGAUUUUCUUCCUGCAUUCUAAUGGGUCAUCCAUCAUGUCCCCCUCACAACCUCUGCCCCUGACAUACCUGUUCUCUAAAAAAAAAAAAAA